CCGGCCUGUUGUGCGCGUGCCUUGCCGCGGCUGGCGGCCGGCCGUUGCGGGGGCGGGGUGGGUGACGCGCGCGGAGCUGCCGCAGUUGCCGUUGGGUUUGUGCGCGUGGUGAUGUCGGGCCGCGCGCUGCGGCAGGAGGAAGAGGAGGAGGAGAAGGAGAAGAGGGGGGAGAGCGCGAAGCUGCGCCAGAAGGAGGAGCUGAGCCGGAGGAUUAAAGAGCAGAAGGUUGUAGUUGAUGAGCUUUCUAAUUUGAAGAAGAACCGUAAAGUUUACAGGCAGCAACCCAAUAGCAACAUAUUCUUCCUUGUAGACCGAACAGAAAUGCUAUCUCAAUGCAAAAAUACAUUAGAUGAAUUAAAGAAGGCACAUCAGGAGAUGGAAAAUUCAGACAAGAUUAAAAUGAAGAAAUAAUCUAUCUGAAUUCAAAGUCACAAUGUGUGGUAUUUGUUGCAUUGUUACCUUGUGUAGCCAGCAUGCUAU
Molecule: messenger RNA, 480 nt
Organism: Chroicocephalus ridibundus (black-headed gull)
Lineage: Eukaryota; Metazoa; Chordata; Aves; Charadriiformes; Laridae
Gene: ASDURF
Product: ASNSD1 upstream open reading frame
Exons: 4
Coding region: 112-411 (99 amino acids)
Source: RefSeq, a predicted model, not a curated record